ACAAGUGCAUAUAAAUUCACAUCAAUUUAAUUUCAAAACAGACUUCGGUCAAUAAUUGUACAAUGGCGUUCAGAACUUUGUGUCUUCUCAGCCUUCUGGCGUUCUCUCACGCUGGUGUUCUUCAACAAUUUAGUCCCAAAAUUGUGGAUGGGGAAGACGCUAAAAAAGGCGAGAUUCCCUAUCAGGUAUCUCUUCAAGAGAAAGAUUCUUCCUUCCACUUUUGUGGCGGCUCAAUCCUGAAUGAUUACUAUGUUAUUACGGCAGCUCAUUGUGUUGAUGGCAUGUUCCCACGUUCAAUACAAGUUGUUGCUGGCAUCAUCAAUCUAAGUGAUAUUAAGAAAUCGAUACAUAACGUCGUAAAAAUUGUUAUGCAUCCAAAAUAUAACGAAUUUGAUUCCUAUGUUAACGAUAUUGCUUUAAUAAAGGUAAAAACUCCCUUUAAAAAUUCUACUACUGUCAAACCCGUUCCUUUGCCAUCAAAGAAUUACGUGGUUAAAGCCAACGAUGUCGCUGUUGUGUCGGGAUGGGGCAGCAAAAAGGUAAACGGACCGACUACUACUAAAUUACAACGAGUCAACGUUCUCAUCACUGAUCACAAAAAAUGCAAGUCCAUAUAUCGUAAAGUAAGAUAUGAUGUCUAUUCCACGCAAAUUUGCGCAAACGACCCGACAUUCGAGAAAGGAUCAUGUCAGGGUGACUCUGGUGGCCCAUUGACUGUUCGUGGAAAACUCGUUGGAUUAGUGUCUUGGGCAAUAGAUUGUGCUCGCACUGACUAUCCUACUGUCUUCACAAAUGUUAUCUCUUAUCUGAAUUGGAUUAAAAAGAAUGCAGUAUAAACCAGCUCAUUUGUCUCGAGUUCUGAGUUAUACUCUGUUUUUCAUGUACUCUCUAUAUAAUUUUCUAAUUACAAUAUCAAUUCUUAAAAUCGUAGAAAAGAAAUAUAUUUCUUCGAUGUAAAAAAAAUGUGUGAUAAUAAUUAAUUGUACAUGUACGUGUAGAUAUAUAAAUGUAUACAAUAAUCUUUAAAAUUUUGUAUUAGGAUUAAAUAAUAAAUAAUCUUAAUUUAUUAUAAAAAAA
Messenger RNA from Solenopsis invicta (red fire ant), 1077 nucleotides. RefSeq names its product chymotrypsin-2. Gene Ontology annotation, biological process: proteolysis. The transcript is spliced from 7 exons. Lineage: Eukaryota; Metazoa; Arthropoda; Insecta; Hymenoptera; Formicidae. The record is from RefSeq and is a predicted model, not a curated record. Bases 63 to 836 code for a protein of 257 amino acids. Gene Ontology annotation, molecular function: serine-type endopeptidase activity.